AUGACUUACGUGACUGAGACGGCAUAUCUGCCGCUGAGUGUCCCUAGGAGGGCUGGAAAUUACCACUCGACUACCCGGGUAGAGGAUGCGGAAGGCUUGGGUCGACAGGACGGGUGUGGUCCACAUGACGCCCGAACCAAUUCAGAGCACGCUGGGCGGGAUGGGAACUGCUGUGAAGGUUCUGGCUAUGACACAUUCGGAAAGACCGCUCUCAAAUCGGCCGCUAUACUCCGAGGUGGGGAGCUAGAACCGAAGCGUCACUUGCCUCCAUCCGACGGCGAUGCUGCGACAAAUGACGCGAGAGAUAUUUCCGCCACGUUACUGUUCGCGGAGGGCUCCUCUGUGCGUGCUAGGCGAUCGAAUGGCCCGCGUUCGUUGGAGAACCACAUUGGUGCAGGGUUAAAGUCUUCAAACGCGGAGGACACCACCAGCACACAGUAUGUGUCGGAGUGCCUCUUGCCUACUCCCCGGGGGAAAUUUCGGCUGAGAUCGUACAGGCACGAAGGAAACGGUCGGUCGAUGGAGCCAGUGGUCAUGGUGGCGGGAGACCUUCAGGACUUGGAAGGGGUGCCCGUCCGAGUUCAUGACCAAUGUCUGACGUCUGAGGUGCUGGGUUCACUUCGAUGCGACUGCAAGGAACAACUCGAGCUUGCACUGGACUAUAUUUCGGAGCAUGGUGGUUGCGUGAUCUACAUGCAACAGGAGGGUAGAGGCAUCGGGCUCGCCAACAAGGUUGCGGCGUAUGCCCUUCAGGAUGGCGGCUUGGAUACUGUGGACGCUAACCGACACCUCGGGUUCGACGACGAUCUACGCUCGUAUGAGGCCGUCGAGCACAUUCUCGCUGACAUGGGUAUCAAGAGCAUCAAGUUGAUGACGAACAAUCCUUUCAAGCUCAAGUGCCUGAAGUCGAUGGGAAUCAAGGUUCUCAGCCGCAUCCCCAUGCUGGUCGCUCCUAAUGUGCACAGCCUAGCAUACCUUCGGGCAAAGGCGCACCGCAUGAGCCACGUUCUUCAUCAACUGGAUGACGUUGAGAUUCUGGGUGAAUCGCCGUCGGAUGGCGCCACCGCGCCGGUGGCUCUUCCGCUGGACGAGGUUGGGGCGAUUCGGGGUGGGGAAAGCACUAGGGGAAGCGAGGCGGAGCCGGAUGAGGAGGGCUACGCCUUUGGACGGGAUUCAGUCCUGGCAGCCAUUGAGGCUGUGAGGUCAGGGAAAUGCGUCGUUGUAACGGACGACGAAGGGAGGGAAAACGAGGGCGAUCUCGUGUUCGCAGCGGAAAAGGCCACUGAAGAUUUGCUGGCUUUCACGAUACGUCACACCAGCGGUGUUAUUUGUGCCUCACUUGGAGCCAGGCGGCUUCAGGAAUUGCGUUUGCCUCAGAUGGUGGAAAACAAUGAAGACCCUAAGAUGACGGCCUUCGCGAUUACGGUUGACGCCAAAUUUGGCACCAGCACCGGAAUCAGCGCAGGCGACCGGGCCACCACACUCCGUGCAUUGGCCGAUCCGGAGGCUGGACCACGAGACUUCAACCGACCAGGUCAUAUCUUUCCCCUCCGAUACACGCCUGGAGGCGUGCUUGAGCGGGGGGGGCACACAGAGGCGGCUGUUGACCUGGCAACCCUCGCGGGCUUAUCACCGGUUGGCGUGCUGUGUGAGAUCACCACCAAGGAUGGGAAAGACAUGGCAAGGGUGCCUGAACUCAAAGAAUUCUGCGCAGAACACGGGCUAGUCCUCACCUCUAUCCAAGACAUGCGUUGCUUGAUACGAGAAAGACAACGAGCUGCUCGUGCCGGCGAGGACCCUGCACCCUACAUUGCGCGGUAGCCACGGGCAAUCAAUUUUUUUGGCUUAAAGCCCUGUACUUGUGGAAGUUGAAGUGUCGCGCCGUGGUGUGCGCCCAGUACCCUUCUCGAAGAGACAUCUGGAGAGGGAUGAUUUUUUACAUAAGAGGUGGUAUAGCAAAAUUUAGAACGUUCCUACACGCUGAUUGUUUUGCUUCCACGAUUUUCCGGUGUUUCAGAAUGGGUACGAAGAAGCACUUGGGAGUAGGACGCGAGUUAUCGAACACGCCGUAUGACGAACUAGCUUUGGGAAUUUGUAGUAAUAGACGCAAAACGAGUACCAGUGGUGUGAGUUUUGAUAUUGAAGCCUCACUUCUAAGGAGAAACACAGGUAGUGCUCCCGCUAACCCUGUGGAUUCAUUGCUAAUUUGUCCCGGACUCUUU
Messenger RNA from Ectocarpus siliculosus, 2222 nucleotides. The record is from the annotation of a GenBank genome assembly. NCBI's taxonomy places the organism in Eukaryota, Phaeophyceae, Ectocarpales, Ectocarpaceae.